Sungouiella intermedia is the source of this 1470-nucleotide messenger RNA. Lineage: Eukaryota; Fungi; Ascomycota; Pichiomycetes; Serinales; Metschnikowiaceae. The record is from the annotation of a GenBank genome assembly.
AUGAGCCUGCUCGUCAGAAGAAUAACUCCGAGACGCAUAUAUGGGCUUUCAGGCUUAAGCCGGCAAUUUUCGUCGGCACAGUACUUGUAUAAUGAGGCUGCUAGUAGCACAUUCAAAACGGCAGUGGAAGCAGCAGAGAAAAUGGUUCAACCAGCGAAUUCCAAGGUUUUCAGCGAUCCAUUUUCUAUUGUCAGCCACGAAAUGUCGGGCUUGGCCAAGCUGAUUGCGAGCUUAAUUGGUUCAGGUCACCCCACCCUUAAUCGUGUGUCUAGCUACUACUUUGAGGCUGAAGGUAAGAAUGUCAGACCAUUGAUUGUGUUGUUAUUGCUGAAGGCGUUACUGAAAAUCCCCAUUGAGGAGAGAAACAGACUAAAGAUCGACAACUGCGACGUCACAGACCAACCUGUUUACCCAGGCACGCCACGAGGCACGGUUGUAGCAGGCAAUUCAGUGAACAAGUCGAUUUCUCCAUUGGCGAUUUUGCAUGGUAUCAACCCCAAGGUGAUAUUGGAUCCGCUAUCCAGACCAAUGGAUGACUUGCCCCAAUUUGACGCUAUGAACGGCAUUCUCCCCAAACAGAGGCGGUUGGCAGAGAUUGUGGAAAUGAUCCAUACGGCAUCUUUGCUUCAUGAUGAUGUCAUUGAUCUUUCCGACGCAAGAAGGGGUAGACCCAGUGGAAACAUCGCAUUCACAAACAAAAUGGCAGUUUUGGCCGGCGACUUUCUCUUGGGCCGUGCAUCCGUUGCCAUUGCCAGAUUGAGAAACCCCGAAGUAAUCGAGUUGCUUUCCACCACCAUCGCUAACUUGGUGGAAGGAGAAUUCAUGCAAUUGAAAAACACGGUGAUUUCUCAGGACGAAACUACCAUCAACAACGACGGCGAUGAAAAGAGCAUCCCCGUACCCACAGGCAAGGUUCCAGUGGAGCAGCACGAGUAUAGCGUGUCCAAGCCAGCCAAGGUGGACCAUGAUACCAACGUGGACGCUGCAUUUGAAUACUACUUGCAUAAAACGUACUUGAAGACGGCAUCGUUGAUGUCAAAGCUGUCCAGAGCCGCUGCGGUGUUGAGUGGAGCCCAGGAUCACAUCAUCGAGAACUGUUACGAGUAUGGCCGCAACUUGGGCUUGUGCUUCCAGGUUGUGGACGACAUGUUGGACUACACGUCCAGCGAUGCUGCCAUUGGUAAGCCCAGCCAGGCUGACUUGAAGUUGGGGUUGGCCACAGCUCCCAUUUUGUUUGCUUGGAGAGAAGAGCCUCAGUUGGGUGAGCUCAUAGGUAGAAAGUUCAGUGAGCCUGGGGAUGUGGAGGUAGCCAGAAGGGCAGUUAACAAGUACAAUGGAGUGGAGAAGACACGCGCUAUGGCGCAAGACUACUGUUCUGCUGCGCUCAAGAACCUCCGGCAAUUACCUGAGUCUGAUGCCCGGUCUGCGUUGGAAUUCUUGACCCACUCGGUGUUGACCAGAACAAAGUAG